AUGCCGUUUAACAUAACAUCGAUCAAGACAUCCUCUAAUGGAGUGUGGCAAGGUGAUAAUCCUUUAGACUAUGCCUUCCCACUCCUCAUAGUUCAAAUCACCUUGGUCCUCAUAGUCACUCGCACCCUCGCUUUACUUCUCAAACCUCUCCGACAGCCAAAAGUUAUUGCCGAGAUUGUGGGUGGAGUUCUAUUGGGCCCAUCGGUACUGGGAAGAAACAAAAGUUAUUUGCAUCGUAUAUUCCCUUCAUGGAGCACGCCGACACUGGAAUCUGUAGCAAGCAUAGGUCUGCUUUUUUUCCUAUUCCUCGUAGGUUUGGAGCUCGAUCUCCAUUCCAUUCGCCGGAGCGGCCGAAGAGCCUUCAUCAUCGCCGCCGUGGGGAUCUCUGUUCCUUUCGUCAGCGGCAUCGGAGUCGCCGUCGUCCUCCGCAAAACCGUGGACGGCGCCGAUAACUCCGGCUUCGCGCAGUUCCUCGUCUUCAUGGGUGUGGCGCUUUCCAUCACCGCAUUCCCGGUGCUGGCGCGCAUCCUGGCGGAGCUGAAGCUCCUCACCACGAGCGUGGGGGAAACCGCGAUGGCCGCAGCGGCGUUCAACGACGUGGCCGCGUGGAUUCUACUGGCGCUGGCAGUGGCCCUGGCCGGGGACGGCAACGGGUCCCACAAGAGUCCUCUGGUGUCGUUGUGGGUUCUCCUCUCGGGGCUGGCGUUCGUGGUUUUCAUGAUGGUGGUUGUGCGACGGGCGAUGCAGGUGGUCGCGAAGAGGGGCGAAAACGACGCCGUUGGGGAGGUUUACGUUUGUUUGACGCUGGCGGGGGUGUUGGUGUCGGGGUUCAUGACGGACCUGAUCGGGAUUCACUCGAUAUUCGGGGCGUUCGUGUUCGGGUUAACUCUUCCGAAAGAGGGAAACUUUGCGAAGAAGCUAACAGAGAGGAUCGAGGAUUUUGUUUUGGGUUUGUUGCUCCCACUCUACUUUGCCUCUAGUGGGUUGAAAACCGACGUAACUAGCAUACGUGGCGCUUCCGCGUGGGGGCUGCUGGUUCUGGUCAUAACCACCGCUUGUGCUGGGAAAAUUCUUGGCACCUUCGUGGUCGCCAUGUUCUGCAUGAUUCCCGCUAGGGAAUCGCUCACGCUUGGCGUCCUCAUGAACACUAAAGGCCUCGUUGAACUCAUCGUACUCAACAUUGGAAAGGAGAAAAAGGUUUUGAAUGAUGAAAUGUUUGCAAUUUUAGUACUUAUGGCUCUAUUCACUACCUUCAUCACAACACCAAUAGUGAUGGCCAUCUACAAACCAGCUCGAGUGAAGUCAACGAAAACCCGGCGGAAGUUAGGUGACAUUUCCGUGGGUUCUAGGGAUGACACGGUUGACAAGUUCAGAGUCUUGGCCUGUCUCCAUGGUCCAGCCAAUAUCCCUUCAAUCAUAAAUUUGAUUGAAUCAACUCGAAGCACAAAGAACUCAUUAAUAAAGUUGUUCAUGAUGCAUCUUGUUGAGCUCACAGAGCGCUCAUCCUCUAUCAUCAUGGUUCAUCGUGCUCGUAGGAAUGGUUUCCCUUUCUUCAACCGCUCCCAUCGUGACGAGUGCCAUGACAGACUUGCAGGAGCUUUUCAAGCCUACAGUCAGCUAGGCCAAGUCAAUGUUCGAUCCACAACCACGGUGUCUUCUCUCUCCACCAUGCAUGAGGACAUCUGCCACGUUGCAAAGGAGAAAAUGGUGACCAUGAUUAUUUUGCCCUUUCACAAACAGUGGAGGACAGAAGUGAACGAGAAUAACGAGAGAUAUCAGGUGUUGGAAAAUGCAAGCCACGAGUGGAGAGUGGUGAACCAAAAGGUACUUAACAAUGCACCUUGCUCGGUGGUCGUGCUUGUGGAUCGUGGAUAUGGUAAUUUGCCUCAAACUUCAAGCUCAAGUUCCAUUGUGUCCCAACGAGUGUGCAUCAUCUUCUUCGGUGGCCCGGAUGAUCGUGAGGCUCUAGAGUUGGGGAAGAAGAUGCUUGAACACCCAACAGUUAAAGUAAGUAUUGUAAGGUUUAUUGAAAAGAAUGGGUUGGACAAGAAUAACGUUGUGUUAAGCUUCUCACCUCACAAAAACAAUCACGAUAGUUACAGCUUCUCCACUGCUAAAAUGAACCCCCAGAGAGAAAAGGAGUUGGAUGAGAUGUCAAUCAAAGAGUUUCAAAGCAAGUUGAAUGACAUGGUCGAAUACAUUGAGAAGUUUUGCGAAAACAUUGUGGAAGACGUAUUAGUAAUAGGAAAAAGUGGGGAUUAUGAUCUCAUAAUUGUUGGAAAGGGUCGAUUCCCAUCAAAUAUGGUGGCUGGAUUGGCAGAAAGGAAACCAGAGCAUGCUGAGUUAGGUCCUAUUGGAGAUGUUUUAACUUCAUCAGAACACCAAGUGUUCUCAUCAAUAUUGGUUAUUCAACAACAUGACGUGACAUUGGUAGAUGAUGCUCCUGUAUGCAUGGUGCAUGAUGAGAAUGACAUGGUCAACACAAGUGCUUCUUCAUCUCGUGUAGGAGGAAUUUCAAUAGGCAGUGACAAUGCAGUGUAA
Molecule: messenger RNA, 2541 nt
Organism: Sphenostylis stenocarpa
Lineage: Eukaryota; Viridiplantae; Streptophyta; Magnoliopsida; Fabales; Fabaceae
Source: the annotation of a GenBank genome assembly